AUGUCCUCCAUACCUCCCCGGCGUCAAAAAACAGGUCGUGCUUUCACCGCUGUAACACCCAAGCAAACCCUAUCUCGGCCCACUCCACUUUCUACAUCUUCCGCAUCUACUGACCUUUCGCAUGAUCAAUCACCAACAACAGCAUCCAAUACUACAAAUAACAAUAGUGACACUAGCAAUAGUAAAGAACCAACCAAUUGGCCUGAAUCUUUAAAACGGUUUAUAAGCCGCUCGUUUGACGAAGCACUGCCAGAGGACCGUGACGUUUUUAACUCACAGCUGCGUGAAAUCAUCACCAAGGCUCAUGAAUUAGGUACAACAUGGACAACUGCCUGGGACAAUAUUACAUUGCCAAUUAUCCAACAAAGGAGGCAAGAACGCCUCAAAAAGGCUGCUAAAGAACAUACACAAAAACCUAUAAAAGAUACCCAAGGGCAUUCUUCUACUAAAAAUAACAAACGUAAUUUAUUUAAGUUAGACGAAUCGGAGAGCAUGAGGGCUAAGCGACUAAAGAGGUUUGAAACGUCAAAAGUUAAUAAUAACAAUAAUCAUCAUCAUCAUCAUAAUAAUAAUAAGUAUGACAGUAGUCCGUAUAACAGCUACCCUGGAUAUGAUAUGCCCUCCGAAAAUGUAAACCCAAAUGAGCCCAUUGUGGGCCGUUCAACACAAUUAGAAAAACGUUAUCUACGGUUAACUUCUGCAGCUGACCCCAACACAGUGCGACCAUUACAUAUUUUAAAGCAGACGCUAGAGUUGUUAAAAAGGAAGUGGCAGCAAGAAGAAAAUUAUUCGUAUAUUUGUGACCAAUUUAAGUCGUUGCGACAGGACCUGACAGUCCAGCACAUUCAAAAUGAAUUUACAGUUACAGUUUAUGAGAUUCAUGCGCGGAUUGCACUAGAAAACCGCGACUUAGGCGAGUACAACCAAUGUCAAAGUCAGCUUAAAACACUUUAUGAAAAGGGGAUACCCGGAAAUGAGGAUGAAUUUUUCGCGUAUCGCAUUUUGUACAUUCUCUACACGCGUAACCGUUCCGACAUGAAUAAUAUUUAUUUCCAGCUAGAAACAGUGCGUAACCCGAAAACUGGGGCGCUUCCCAAGGUAGUACAACACGCGUUAGAUGUGAACCAAGCGCUUUCGUCACGUAACUACCACAAGCUGUUUAAGCUUUACACAGCAGCGCCCAACAUGGGGCCUUAUAUUAUGGACAUGUUUGUUGAGCGCGAGCGGUUUUCGGCGCUGUCAGUGAUGACAAAGGCGUUCCGUCCGGAAGUGGCACUUGACUAUGUGAUUAAUGAGUUGGGAUUUGAGAAUGGUGAGGACUUUGCAAAGUUUGUUCAACAGGCUGGGCUGUCAAAUUGUAUUGUGAUUCGGGAAGAAACUAUACAAAACAGUACUACUAGUAGUGAAAAGAAGGAUGAUGAUGAUGAUGAUGAUGAUGAUGAUGAUGAUGAUGAUGCAUUACCACCACAAAUGAAUAAGAAGGUAUUUUUGAAUUCAAAAGAAGCAUACCCAAUAGUAGAGCAGCUGAGAGCUGAUGCAUUUAAAAAGGUGGAUAUUAAAGGACAAAUAUGA
Messenger RNA from Magnusiomyces paraingens, 1572 nucleotides. RefSeq lists its product as uncharacterized. Bases 1 to 1572 code for a protein of 523 amino acids. The record is from RefSeq and is a predicted model, not a curated record. Lineage: Eukaryota; Fungi; Ascomycota; Dipodascomycetes; Dipodascales; Dipodascaceae. Gene Ontology annotation, cellular component: nucleus. The transcript is spliced from 3 exons.